Molecule: messenger RNA, 1554 nt
Organism: Colletotrichum truncatum
Lineage: Eukaryota; Fungi; Ascomycota; Sordariomycetes; Glomerellales; Glomerellaceae
Source: RefSeq, a predicted model, not a curated record
AUGGCUCGCGCCGCUCCACGCAGACAGGUCAAGCCUGCCGCGCCGCCAGCUUCCAACUGCAUGAGCAAGUACACCCGUGUCUCCAAGGUUGAGGCCCUUCCAGUAGACGACACCGUGAAGAAGGCCUUUGUCAUUGAGCUGCCCAGCUCUCGUACAAUUUCGACCGCGGAAGUCUCAAUCAAGACUGAGGACUCUCCCAGCAAACCCCUCCCCACGCCAUCCACGCCAUCUUCUAGGAAGCGUAAGGCAGGACCUGUCGAAGACACAAGCUUGCCUGUUAGAAAUUCCAGACGCAUUGCACCAUUGCCUGAGUCGUUAAAGCGUCAGCGGAUCUCUAAAGAUGGCUGGAAGGACGAGCCCGUCUCCGUCAAGAAGGAACUCGAGUCUACUCCGACCACCUCUUCUACCCCCAAGAACACCAAGUCCACGAUUGCCGACGCCCACCAAAAGACUCGCAAGUCAACCAUCAUUUCUCAAGCAAAGACCGAAGGACGUAAGGCCAACACAAAAGUUGCACGGUCGAAGAGGCGCAACGCCCCUACCGAAUCAGGUGUAAAAGAAGAACCGGCAACCAAACAACUACCAGCCGAGCUAGUAGAGCUUUUGGACCUGCAGCGCGCCAUUCUAAAGACUGUUUCGCUUCAGAUUACACACCAGAACAGCAAUGCUCCCCUCGACAUCAGUGCCAUCACCCCUCAUGUUUCUCGGACGUGGGGAAAGAGAAAGGUUACCACGGACGAUAUCCGGAGGUGUAUUGCCAUCCAAGACAUGAAGCCUGCUGGACGGGAACUGGAGAUGCUUGGCUCUCCUUUCAUUGUCACUGACUACGGUCGUGGCAAGCUCUGCCUUGAGAUUGACUUCACCAAGGGCUCUGGGCGUAUCGACGCGCAAAAGCUGUGCCAGCAGUUUGAGGAGAAGCUGCACAUUCUCUGUGAUGAGCGGGCCACAGAUGAGAUGUCAGACCUGGAUGUCUGCUUUGAAAACCUAAGCUUCAACGAUCUGCCCAUGUCAGAGAUCACUCGUCGCCACAACAUUAUCAGCCAAAAUCCAGCGCUGGCCAAGGGACAGCGCGCCCUGACCGAGCUUAAGAACGGGAUCGUCAUUAAGCAGCAAGAAAAGGAGGCCAAAGCCCAGGUUGCCAAAACUGCGACGAUCAACCCAAAGAUGAGUCUGCUCGACAGGCUGCGAGCAAAGGAGAUAGCCAACUCCAAGAUCGAGCUUCCCACUGGUCCUGAAAUGGCAAGAAAGCGAGCACUGCAUCGUGUUGGCGACAUCGCAGCCAUUAUCUCCAUGCUUGUUGCUUCGUCAAAUUCGGCCGGUCAGCCUGUCAUGUCCUUCACCAUGCAGGUUCUACAGCAGAAGCUGAAGGAUUCUGUGAGAGUACCUAUGCCCAUGGAAGAGGGCAUCGACACGGUUCGUAUACUAGCCAACGAAAUUGCACCGGAGUGGCUCAAGCUUGCCAGCGUGGGUGGCAAGGAGCAUGUUGUGAUCCAGACGCGACGCAAGCCAUACGAUGCUGAGCUCGCUGCCAGAGUCAAGAGGGUUUCUGUGUAG